AUCCGAGGGUGGCCAUCAUUUUCCCCGGUCGAAGACCACCACCACCGUUUUGUAUGUAGAAGCACCCACAGUGCUCCCCAACGCCGUCAUGGUACUCUCACGCUCGAGCUACUACGACAACCGCAACCGCCAGUCGGCCGCCCUGAUCCGGGCCCGGCGGCCGUACUUGGUGAAGAACGCUGUAGUGGGGCUCAGCAUCUCCGCCUUUGCCAUUGGUAUUUGGGCCUACACCAUUACCGCGAUCGGUCAAGACGAGUUCGAAGAUGUCAAGGUCCCCGACGUGCCGGUAAAACCUACCUCUCAAGGUGCGAACAAAUGAGGGGAGGGCGGGCUGGUUAGAUCAAUUUGAUGAAGAGGGACACCCUGUUCCUUGUGUGCACGGUGGAGGGAGCGGGUGGGUGAAGCAGCCAUUGUAUUACUGUACAUGUACAAUCGACAUAAAACAUGGAGUUGGGGAAUCUAUGCUUGAUUCAAAGACA
Messenger RNA from Chaetomium fimeti, 479 nucleotides. RefSeq lists its product as uncharacterized. Gene Ontology annotation, cellular component: mitochondrial inner membrane. Bases 89 to 319 code for a protein of 76 amino acids. Gene Ontology annotation, biological process: mitochondrial respiratory chain complex IV assembly. The record is from RefSeq and is a predicted model, not a curated record. The transcript has 3 exons. Lineage: Eukaryota; Fungi; Ascomycota; Sordariomycetes; Sordariales; Chaetomiaceae.